This is a messenger RNA of Hyaloperonospora brassicae, 840 nucleotides long. The record is from the annotation of a GenBank genome assembly. Lineage: Eukaryota; Oomycota; Peronosporomycetes; Peronosporales; Peronosporaceae.
AUGUUCACUCGUCGCGCCCCGUCUUCCGUGCUCUCGGCCGUCCGUCGCCGCAGCUUCGCCUCGACACCCGAGUACGAGCACAUUCGGACGGAGAUCCGCGAUAACGUCGCGCUCAUUACGCUCCACCGGCCGCACGCGCUCAACGCGCUGUGCAACGCGUUGUUCCAGGAGCUCAACGGCGCGGCCCACGCGUUCGACGCGGACGACCGCAUCGGCGCUAUUGUCAUCACGGGCAGCGCCAAAGCGUUCGCGGCCGGCGCCGACAUUAAGGAAAUGGCGCCCCGGACGUUCGUCGACGUCUACCGCAGCAACAUGUUGGCCGACUGGGGCGACCUCGCGACCGUCUCGAAGCCCGUGAUCGCGGCCGUGAACGGCUACGCGCUGGGCGGCGGCUGCGAGCUCGCGAUGCUGUGCGACCUCAUCAUCGCCGGCGACUCGGCCAAGUUCGGGCAGCCCGAGAUCACGCUCGGGACGAUCCCGGGCGGCGGCGGCACGCAGCGCCUCGUGCGGGCCGUGGGCAAGGCCAAAGCCAUGGACAUGAUCUUGACGGGCCGCCUGAUUGACGCGCAGCAGGCCGAGCGCGACGGCCUCGUGGCGCGGGUCGUGCCGGCCGACCAGCUGCUGGACAAGGCGCUCGAGCUGGCGAAGCAGAUCGCCGGCUUCUCGCAGCCCGUGGUCAAGAUGGCCAAAGAGGCCGUGAACGCCGCGCACGAGCAGUCGCUGCAGGAAGGCAUCAAGUUUGAGAGCCGCCUGUUCUGGAGCUCGUUUGCGACCAAGGACCAGAAAGAGGGCAUGGCGGCGUUUGUCGAGAAGCGCACGCCCGAGUUUACCAACGAGUGA